AUGAUAGAGAAAACAAAAACAAAAACAGCCAAAGUUGGGCUAGGGUCCGAGAUAAAAAGACAUCGUACAUUUAUUUUGAUUUUAGCACAGAUAGUCAUUAUUACAACAGUAGUCUUCUUUUUAUUCCAACGAAAUUUUAAAAUCGGAAAAAUGCCGGCUAAGACUAGAUUAUUUAGCGAUUUGCUAGAUCUAAUGCAACAAAUAGACGAAGAGGUAGAUGAUUGUACUCGUUGGCCUACUAGACGAGAGAAAAAUGAAGCAUUUAGAUCUAUAAAUUCGAUUGAAGAUUUAGUUCCGAUUAGAAUUUCAGAAAUGACAGCUGUAUUUCGCUACAAUGGUAAUGUUUCAGGACUAUUCGAGAUAGUCGACUUAAGAAAAGACUGGCCAAUAACUAAAGGCGUAAUUAUUAAGCGGAUUAUAGUUAAGAAGGAGAACAAGCCAGAAGAAGAAGCUAUUUCCCUACUAGUCCGUCAUCCUUUACUGAUGAAGACUUAUGCGAGUCAUACGACUUACUUCACUAACCAUAAGAAAGUCGAUCAGGAAAUACUUUGGCUGAUUAUGGAGCCAGUUGCUACACGUAUAACUAAUAAGGAGAUAAACAAGAACGAAGCUCGGAUUAGAGAAAUACUAAGGGAUGUCUUACAGGGGUUGAAGUAUUUACAUGCUAAUCGGAUUGUGCAUUUAGAUUUGAAGUUACAGAAUGUGAUGGGUACGGGUGAGUUAGGGGCAGUAGGUACUCGGUAUAAAUUGAUUGAUUUUGGGUUCUCACGACAAUUACCUGAAGAUAAGUUAGAAGUAGUCUUUCCAGGUAAGAGUUAUGGGACAUUUCCUUAUAAACCGCCUGAGGUUUGGCAGGAGAGUGUACAUGGGUAUGCGGCUGAUAUUUGGUGUUUAGGAUGUAUGGCUUUGUUUAUGGCUGAUGCUGAGACGGCGGGAUUCUUUCAGAAAAGGGAUCCGAUUAGAUCGGGACAUACUAAGGAUUAUACUAAGUUUAAGAGUUUCUUAGAGGGAAGUAAGCGCUUGCCUAUUUCGGCCGAUGCUUCUUUAGAGUUGGUGCAUUUUAUCAAGAUGUGUAUGUUCCGAGAUCGCACUAAGCGUUGGACGGUGGCUCAACUUAUGGAGCAUCCUUUUAUUCGGGGUGUUCCCUUAAGUGAUGAACAAGCCGAUACAGUUGCUAGUGCGUACUAUGUUUAA
Nematocida homosporus is the source of this 1194-nucleotide messenger RNA. RefSeq lists its product as uncharacterized. Gene Ontology annotation, cellular component: cytoplasm. Bases 1 to 1194 code for a protein of 397 amino acids. Gene Ontology annotation, biological process: protein phosphorylation. NCBI's taxonomy places the organism in Eukaryota, Fungi, Microsporidia. Gene Ontology annotation, molecular function: ATP binding; protein serine/threonine kinase activity. The transcript has a single exon. The record is from RefSeq and is a predicted model, not a curated record.